Microthlaspi erraticum is the source of this 267-nucleotide messenger RNA. The record is from the annotation of a GenBank genome assembly. Lineage: Eukaryota; Viridiplantae; Streptophyta; Magnoliopsida; Brassicales; Brassicaceae.
AUGUUUAAAGGAUGUCUAAGUUGCUUCAGGAAGAAGCAGAGUAAAAAAGAAGAUAAACCUGUGAAAGCAGAGGAUGUGGUUGAGCUUGUAGCAGUGAAAGCUGAUGAUGAAGAAGAAAUCCCGGAAAAGAAGGCGAACAUCAUAAGACCAUUUGGAUACGUCGAACCUGAACAUGUCUCCACUCAUGUCUCCACUUCGAGGAAAAACGAUUUUAACAAAGUGAAGACUUUUGAUUUACGAGGAGCGACAAAAACAAAGGACAAAUAA